CUGAUGCAUAUUGUUAGUCGGAAAUGCUACAAUACCCCAGUGUCUUCUGCUCACGACCUAGCAUACCUAGGUAAGGUAGGUAACCAACAGAUGCAUCGUCCUCGUAGGGCAGACACAGACACUAAAUGUCUGAUUCCACGUCCAAUCGCAUCUUUCUAUUUCCUUGGGUCCACCCCGGCCAAGAUCUUCAGCCUUCCGCCGUUCCCUCAACAGAUCAUCGGCUUUUAUCAAAAACCAAGAUAACUUCAGAAAGCUUUCAUUAAUCCCCAUCUUUCUGGGCAACUUCACUAAUAAGUUACCUGAAACAGUGAUGUGCUAUCCAGUGUCUAUUAGCCCAAGUUCUAGCACGUCCCUGGACACGGAGAACCAGGGAAGAGCCUGGCUCUUGGCUCCCAUUAGCACUCAGCGCUAAACUCUUGAGAAGAGCAGCGACCACACAGCAGCUAUUCGUCAAGACUCUCGGAAUUGGCGUGCUGAUAAUCAGCCCUCCGAUCGCUCGAAAGCCUGUGACGGAGCAUGAACCAACUUCGAUCGGGAUCAAACUUGGCAAUCCUCUGCUGCAGUAGGACCAAAUCGUAUACUUAACUGGCCGCGCUUCGAAGGAGCUGAUUUCUUGUUUGCACACACCGCGAUGAUCAUACACCGAUCACGAUCGGUAUAUGUAUGCUGAUCAGUGUAUAUCUGCAUACGGAUGGGCUUCCCGCCAAAGGAUGGACAUUUCUACAGCACGACUCAAACCAUGUUGAUUGAGAUUCUCGAACACCUGCUUAUAGGUUCAAAUGGGGCCUCACGAGGUGGUGCCUUGUCAGUCUACGCGGGUCAGCAUUUCGAAAUGCAUGAGGCGGUUUCUAGAGCGCUCUUCGGUAGGACCUAUUUCUGCCCUUUGUGAACCAACCAACGUCAAUGCCAGUCUCAGCGGCCGACAGAUCCAAAGGCAUGGCCCUGGAGCCCUACUGUAUUGUCGACCGAUACACAAUAGGCUCCAUCUCUGGGCCACGGUGUUGGUAAUGCUGCCGUUAAAGACCAACCCGACCCAAAGGGUCGGAUUGUGGUGUGCCAAUGAUUCGAAGGAUUCUGUCUAGCAAUACUCAAGAGCAUAGAUGACAUUUAGAAUGAGCCCGCAAGGGGCUAGGCUAUUCUUUCGCCCUUGAUUCUCUG
This is a messenger RNA of Fusarium verticillioides 7600, 1158 nucleotides long. RefSeq lists its product as hypothetical. The coding region runs from base 780 to 1082 and encodes 100 amino acids. The transcript is spliced from 3 exons. Lineage: Eukaryota; Fungi; Ascomycota; Sordariomycetes; Hypocreales; Nectriaceae. The record is from RefSeq and is a predicted model, not a curated record.